AUGCAGUCCACUCUCAUCUCUUGUGUUGUAGCGUCAACCCUUACUCAAUUGAAUCUGAGAACCACUUUUGCCCGCCGUUCGAGUUAUUCCACAUUCAUCCGGGAAGGCGACCGCGGUCGCCUUCCAGCAUGUUUACGGACUAGUGCGGAACAGGGGUUGUCUGCAGCCAAACAGGCUGCCACGGAUCAGCUGCCACACGCGCUUGCGGAUGUAAUAGUUCACGGUCUGCUCCUUCACUCUCCCAAAGCGUCCCUUGGACAUUUUCCGUCUCUGCUAGUUCUUUGGCAACGCUUCGACAUGAUAAAGCAACCCUUUGACGUGAAGCUGGAGAAUGUUGGCCAGGUGCUCGCGGGCCUGGAAGGGUAUCCUCCCAACACUUCUCUGCGCGCCGUGAACCUGGAAUUCUUAAGGGCAGUGUCGCGCGUGCUCAGGACUAUCGUCGAGACGCCAAAGUCGGAGCGGAAUCUUGGCAAAGCGCUCGAUGUGAGCCUCUCCAUCCAUGACGAUGUGCUGAGCCAGUUUGACCGCUGGACCAACGACCCUCGCGAGUUCUGGCAUCCCCAGGCAGGCCAUGUGAACAGGUACAGCGAGCUCAGCUCAUCGACGGACAAGGCCAAGGGCUUCUACUCGUCACUGCUGAAGUUGAGGGGCAACGUUGCCCAGUGCCAGGUUCGCUGGAGAAUCGGCACCAUUUCCGCGUUUCUCGACUAUCGAAAGAUGACGUCCACCGGGGAGGUGUCGAAAAUUGUAAAGCCAAAUAUACGGCGCUGGCUGAAAACCAUCCAGUGGUCUACCGAGGAAGACGAGAUCGAGAAGUGCCGGCAAAUCAUACUGGCAGGCGGGCGGAGACAUAAAUUCUGCAAGCUCUUGGGCGAGGCAACCCCCGCCCAGAACAACACAGAAUGCUACUCUGCAAUGUUUUUGGCGGAGGCUACCGACAGCUGGGACCACAAAACGAGCAUCAACGAAUCGGGCAUGGUGGAUAUGGUGGCGGAGCUACGUAACCGUGACAUUCACACCUGGACUCAGACGCCAAUAUGCAACGGGCUUGCCAGAAAACUGCUUCAAUUCAACGAGAACAUGUUUCUUGACGAAGCAAGGAUGAUAAAGACGGGUGAACACUAUCAGCGACAGAAGAAACGAAAACGUCAGUCCAGUCAGCCCCUAGCUUCGGAGGCCAGACCGAGGAUCUCGCAAAACACAACAGCAGCACAUCCGAUCUCGUCUCCAGAUGUCGGUGCAACCUCAGUCUGCAGGCCCACCGCCGCGACUGCAUCCAUGACUGAAGUCGAGCCUGUGCCGCGCUUGAAUUGGAGCGGUCAAUAUGAUCCAGUUCGUAACAAUUCAAUCGCGGCAGCCCUUGGCAAUGCGAGUGGCAUGCAGCCGCCACAAAUGAGCGGUAUCAGCAUAGACGCCGCGCAAUGCCUAGCCGCACAACAAGAUACACAUUUGAGUGUCGCUCAAAACUGUGGUCAACAGGCCUGUGAUGGCUUGGCCCUUCCAGGCGGCACAGACGUUGCGAUAUGCUUCUGGGAUUCGCCCGUCAUAGCGUUCCGAGGGGGUGAACAAGAGAGCGCUGAAGGGCGAUGGGGUACAGUUUCUAAUAGGGCCGUGGAUCAGGCCCUGACGGGCGAUCCAAUGACCUUGGACUUUGACUUGGACCAUGGCUGGUAUAAUUGGUUUCACGACUAG
Molecule: messenger RNA, 1692 nt
Organism: Akanthomyces muscarius
Lineage: Eukaryota; Fungi; Ascomycota; Sordariomycetes; Hypocreales; Cordycipitaceae
Exons: 2
Coding region: 1-1692 (563 amino acids)
Source: RefSeq, a predicted model, not a curated record